ACUUUGGAAGUUGGCACCAUUGCUGCGCGGUCAACUCGAGUUGUGUUUGUGUCUUUUUUUAACUAUUAAAUGUUUUUUGUAAAGUUCUUUAAAUUUAACAAUUAUUAGAAUUUUAUUAUCAAUGGCGGAUAAACUAAAAACAUGUCCUUACGGCGACCAGUGUUAUCGAAAGAAUCCUAUUCAUUUCAGCGAAUUCUCGCAUCCUCAUUUGGACAAAAUUUAUUCGAAGGGUUUGGAUCCCGCGACGAAUAACUAUGCUAUACCGGAUGAAUAUUUUAUGUCCGCGGAAUUAAUAGAAACUCAGUUAAAGCUGCUAGAAAAACUUUUUCCAAAGGCAAGUUGCAGUGGUCGGGGUACCAGUGAAAUUCCAACGUCCAGUAAUAUUGAUGGCGAUACCAUAAGAGGUCGUCGGUUAGAUGGUAAAGCCGUUAAACCUGAUACAGCAAAACGUAGCAAAUCUCCUGUAGGUAGUACGUCUACUGAUUAUGCAUUAUCGAGUAACGCAUCAAGCUCAUCACCCACCGACAAAUCUAAACUUUCCAAAAAACCCAAAAUAACAAGAAAUAUUAAGGAUUACAUCCCGGUGGUUUUAGAGAAGGGGCACGCUGCUGAAAAACUGGAACGCGCUGCACCUUAUAACUUCUUCCUCACCGCGAUUACCGAUUCCAAACUCACUCAUCAUGAGCCAUUGACAAUAACGUUGCAAGAAAUUCUUGAUGAAAGCCUAGGGGAGCUAGAAUCGUCCGUGCAAAUUAACUUUAUGGUAGAAAUUGGCUGGCUACUUGGACAUUAUUAUUUCGCUGGCGUAAUGGGUACACCGCUCCUUGUUAUUUAUGGUGAUGAAACACCUGAGUUGAUCAACAUCUCAAAAACGCAUCCGGAGGUCACAGCCGUUAAAGUUAACAUGCCAACACCAUUUGCAACCUCACACGCUAAAGUAAUGCUUUUGGGGUACACUGAUGGUGGCAUGCGUAUAGUAAUCUCAACAGCGAAUCUAUACGAAGACGAUUGGCAUAAUCGCACACAAGGUAUUUGGAUAAGUCCGAAGUUGCCAGCACUAGCACAAAAUGUAGACACAACAGCUGGUGAGAGUCCAACAAAUUUUCGGCAAGAUCUGAUGUUGUACUUGGUAGAAUAUAAAAUACCCAAGUUACAACCGUGGAUAGCACGUAUACGCAAAACAGAUUUUAGUUCCAUAAAUGUAUUUUUUAUCGGUUCAACACCUGGAGGUUUCCGCGAGGGUGCACGUGGCUUUCCAUGGGGUCAUGCCCGUGUGGGCGAAUUGCUCCAAAAAUAUUGCACUACAGUGGAUGCAAGGGUACCAGUAAUAUGUCAAAGCUCAAGCAUUGGUAGUCUGGGUCCCAAUAUACAAACUUGGAUUCAACAAGAUUUUCUCAAUAGCUUGCGAAAACAUUCUGGACCCCCAGGCCUUAGUCAUUUUCCACCAUUCAAAAUGAUUUACCCCAGCUUUAGCAACGUAAAUGGAAGUCAUGAUGGAUUGAUAGGUGGUGGAUGCUUACCCUAUGGGGCAAAUACUAAUGAUAAACAACCGUGGCUGCGUGGGCAUCUCUUUCAAUGGUGCUCGAAGCAACGCUACCGUUCGCAAGCAAUGCCGCACAUAAAAAGUUAUACUCGUAUAAACUUGGAGAAUCAAUCUAUUUAUUGGUUUAUGUUGACUUCCGCAAAUUUAUCUAAAGCAGCAUGGGGAGCAUUUAACAAAAAUGUCAACAUCUUGCCAUGUCUAAGGAUUUAUAACUAUGAAGCUGGUGUGUUAUUCCUGCCGAGAUUCGUGACUGGGGAAGAAACGUUCCCUUUAGGACACGUUCGUGAUGGUAUACCACCAUUUCCGCUACCCUACGAUGUGCCACUAACGCCAUUCGCUCCAGAUGAUAAACCAUUUUUGAUGGAUUACCUACAUCAAUGAUAUUAUAGUUGCUUUUUAUUACUAGGGUUAAACUCUAUACUUGCUUAUACCUUCCACUUCAUUAUACAUAAAUAUAUGAUAAACUAAAUUCA
Rhagoletis zephyria (snowberry fruit fly) is the source of this 2016-nucleotide messenger RNA. It is a transcript of the gene gkt, whose product is annotated as tyrosyl-DNA phosphodiesterase glaikit. Gene Ontology annotation, biological process: DNA repair. Gene Ontology annotation, cellular component: nucleus. Lineage: Eukaryota; Metazoa; Arthropoda; Insecta; Diptera; Tephritidae. Gene Ontology annotation, molecular function: single-stranded DNA binding; double-stranded DNA binding; 3'-tyrosyl-DNA phosphodiesterase activity. The record is from RefSeq and is a predicted model, not a curated record.